Daucus carota subsp. sativus is the source of this 2895-nucleotide messenger RNA. RefSeq lists its product as uncharacterized. The record is from RefSeq and is a predicted model, not a curated record. The coding region runs from base 55 to 2286 and encodes 743 amino acids. The transcript is spliced from 10 exons. Gene Ontology annotation, molecular function: damaged DNA binding; protein binding; 5'-3' DNA exonuclease activity. Gene Ontology annotation, biological process: interstrand cross-link repair; double-strand break repair via nonhomologous end joining. NCBI's taxonomy places the organism in Eukaryota, Viridiplantae, Streptophyta, Magnoliopsida, Apiales, Apiaceae.
UUCAACACAAACAAGAUUAUACACAAAAAAGCUGCUUGUUCAGACAUCAAGAGAAUGAAGAAAACAUCAACCCCAUCUUCUUAUUUUUGUGCUUUAGAUGAUGAUGAUGAUGAUUUUGAAAACCCCAUUUGUAGUCAAGCCUCCUUUAAAAAACCCAUUUCAAGAAAACCCCUAAAACCCUCCAAUUCUCAAUCUUUUAAGCCUCUCAAUCGGCCCGGAAAGCCGAAAGGCCUGAAGCGUGAUAAAGAUACAAUCUUUAAUGCUUCUGAUCAAGAAAAGAUUGGUCCAGUGGAGAUUGAAUCUCAGUUAGUGGAUGAUUAUAGUUGUGAGGUGAGUUUGGAUUUGGAUUGUGUUGAUUCGAGUAUUUGUUGUAGUCAUGUGGAUCGUGUUUCGGGUUCGAGUGAAGUUGGGGUUGAGGAUGUUGUGGAGGAAAUGAAAUUGAAGGCAAAAGGCGGUGUUUUUAUGGAUGAUUCGAAUUCGAUUGAGGCAAGGUUGUUGAAGUCUAGGGGGAAUUGCGCGCCAAGUGUUUGUGAAAAUGACGGGGGAUCUGGGGAGGUUGGAUUGGAGGAUGAAUGUGAGCUUGAUUUGUUGCUUAAUUUGUGUUCAGAAGGUGAUGAGUUGGUUGAUGGAAGAAGUGUAGAUGAUUUUAGUGAGAGUUUGAUUAGGUGUCCACUUUGUGAUGUUAAUAUUUCGGGUUUGAGUGAUGAGUUAAGGCAGGCUCACACGAAUGAAUGCCUUGACAAAUGCCUUGACAAAGGGGAUGCUGCGUGUCAGCCGGUCUUUCCAAAUGAUAACCCAGGGCAUCAGUGUCCUGGGCAAGUUCUUAAUAGUUCACCAGCCCGAUCUCCACAAAAACCUGUAGAUGUCUCUCCAGUUUCGGAAUGGUUACGCAGUCUGGGAUUGUCCAAAUAUGAAGAAAUUUUUGUCAGAGAGGAAAUUGACUGGGACAGUCUACAAUGGCUGACAGAGGAGGAUCUAAUUAACAUAGGUGUUACUGCACUUGGCCCAAGGAAAAAGAUUAUCCAUGCUCUUUGUGCUCUUAGAAAGGAAAACAACAAUGCAGUAGAUACAGACACAAGAAACUCCAAAACUGUAGCUGAUGAUAGCAGUAAAAUAGCUGCAAACAAAUUGAUCACAGAUUUCUUUCCAGGCUUUGGUGGUCAGAAAAUAAAUAAAAACAGUACUCCUGGUGGGAGGAUUGAAGUGGAAAAGAGUCGUCCAAACACUAGAAAGACACGUUCUGCUGUGAAAAAUAAUUCAAGAAAAGAAAAACUCAGGGAUAUCCCUGUGUGGUGCUGCAUACCAGAGACGCCAUUUCGAGUGGAUGCAUUUAAAUAUCUAAGAAGAGAUUGCUCACACUGGUUUCUUACCCACUUUCACUUAGAUCAUUACCAAGGCCUUACAAGGUCAUUCUGUCACGGGAAGAUCUAUUGCUCCUCGAUUACAGCAAAACUUGUAAAUAUGAAAAUUGGUAUCUCUUGGGAUAAUAUACAUAUUCUACCCCUUAACCAGAAGAUUAGCAUUGCUGGAAUUGAUGUGACGUGCUUUGAUGCAAACCACUGUCCAGGUUCCAUCAUAAUACUGUUUGAACCUCCCAGUGGUAAGGCUGUUUUACACACCGGAGAUUUCCGUUUUGACGAGGAAAUGACCAAGAUUCCUGCUCUGCAGAACUGUCGUGUUGAAAGGCUUAUUCUAGAUACAACGUAUUGUGAUCCCCAGUAUGACUUUCCAAAGCAGGAGGCAGUCAUCCAAUUUGUUAUCGAGGCUAUACAAGCUGAAGCUUUCAAUCCAAAAACUCUAUUUUUGAUUGGUAGCUAUACAAUUGGAAAAGAAAGAUUAUAUGUAGAGGUAGCUCGUGUUCUACGCAAGAAAGUCUUUAUUAAUGCUGCAAAGCUGCGUAUUUUGGAAUGUUUAGGGAUUCCCAAUGAAGAUAUGCAGUGGUUCACAACUAAUGAACAGGAGAGCCACAUUCAUAUUGUGCCUAUGUGGACACUAGCAAGCUUUAAAAGACUGAAACAUAUAUCUAAUCAGUAUAUGGCUCGAUACAGUCUUAUAGUUGCUUUCUCUCCAACUGGCUGGACAUUUGGUAAAGGAAAGAAAAAGUCUCCUGGACGAAGGUGGCAAAAGGGUACCGUUGUGAGGUAUGAAGUACCGUACAGUGAGCAUAGUAGCUUCACAGAGCUGCAAGAGUUUGUUAAAUUCAUAUCUCCGGCAAAUAUUAUCCCCAGUGUAAACAAUCAUGGACAAGAGUCAUCAGAUAACAUGAUCUCUCUGCUAACCUCUUGAUCUGUUGGCUCUAGCCGCCCCAUACUGUCAGAAUUACAUGUUGUACCUCCCUAUGUCUGUAUCAAUAACUCAUCGAUGAUGCUGUUGUACUAACUGGCUCUAAGCCUCUACCAGUCCAUCUGCUGGAUGGACAUGUUUACAAGGUGAUCCAUUACCUAUACCAGAAUUCGCUAAUAUACCUAAAUUUUAUUAUCCGAACAGUUUCAUAUCUUGAUAUUGAAGUUUACUCCGAUCAGUAGGAGUAAAUAUUACGUUCCUCUCCUCAGUGAUAAAAUUCCGAGUAAUUCUUCUCCAGCUGUAUAUGUUACCUGUAUCAGCCUGUACUCUACAAGAGUAAUGAACAACUUGGGUACAGCAUAGGCAUCCCAUGUUACAUAGUAGUGUUGAGAGUUCCGUGAAUAAUGGCGAAUGAAGAUGGCAAGAAAUUUAUUAUUUUGCAGGUUAUUGUGACUACUAACCUAAUAUUUCAUGCUAUUUACUUCUUAUACGAGUACUCAUUGAUUGUAAAAAUGUACAUGGAAGAAAGAUAAUGAUACAGAGUUCAAAAAAUUGUAUCAACUGCUAUGUUGAUGAUAUUAUGGAAAGAGGAUUGUUCAACUGUGAGCUCAA